UGCAAUGCAGUAAAUGUAGGUUUGUUUUGGGGAUUGAGAGCCACUUUCGGUUUUAGUGUGGUUCUGGUUUGUUGCUCGCUGCAUUGAGGCUGUGCUCGUAAUUGCAUUUCCAAUAAGAUUUAAGAAUGAAUAACUAUUACAGUAUUGCAAUAAUUGUAUUAGUAUUUUUACUUUCUGAAGUAAAUAUAGGUAAUAGCAUAGAAUGUUAUAACUGUCGUUCUGAAACAGAUCCUGACUGUACAGGUGAAGCUCCUGACCAAAAGUACUUGACAAAUUGCAGUACUUUAAAAGAAGGUCCAAAAUAUAUAGCUUGCAGAAAGAUUGAGAAUUAUGUAGAUUUUGCUGUUCUUGGACAGCAACCAACCAGGCGAAUUAUUCGCCAGUGUGCUGCUGAUGUAGACCGUGAUCGACCAUGCUACUACCGAGCUGGCUUUGGAGGCCGUGCCAAUGUGUGCGAUUGUUUUGAGAGCAAAUGCAACCAUGCUUCCACAGUUGUUAACUCGAUCUUUAUCACUCUUUUGGGUGCUGCUGCACUCGCCAUAUUUCUGUGAUAUUUUUGAGGAGAGAUAUAUUUGUAGAAAUCCCGUCAAACACAAAUGUCACCCAGUAAUCUACUAAAAAGAAUAUUUGUGCAUCUUUUAUACUGAGCAAGUGAAACAUGGUUUUGUAGAACAAAGUUAUUGCUUAAUCAUUGUUAGGCUUUUUCUUUGUUCUACUGCAUGUUUUGUGCAAUAUUUCUGCUACAGACUUUUAAUUUUAUGGUCAUUAGGUUGAAUCAUGUCCCCAGAUAUUCUUUUUUGAAAAUAGAUUAUUCAUUUGUGCGGAAAUUUAUCCAAUGAGAAGUUUUAAAAAUCUAUCCAUAAAAAUAGUUUUAUUUAUAAAUUAAGUACAUUUGUAAACUUUUCCAUCAUAAAUUUGUCACUUGUAAAACUACAACAUUUUUAAGGAAAGAUUGUUUUUAUUUUUAGACUUUUUCUGCUUUCUGAUAAUGCUUUUAAAGAAAAAUUCCAAUAUAGUUUCACUUUCAUAUUAAUUUGGAAGUUAAAGAAACUGAAGGAAAUUCUAAGAAUUCAUUCUUCUUGAAAUUUUUACUUUUUAUUUUAAUCUUAAAGUGAUUUAAGUGAAUGAGAUUUACUUAAAUAUUUAUUAUUUCCAUCACUUAUAUAUUUGUAAAAUGAAUAAGUAUACAGAUAUAUAAAAGCUAAUAUAUAUGCAAGUAAUAAAAAAUUAUUGCUUGUGCGUAUACCAUCUUUUGUAAUAAACUUUUAAAAUAUAAGCAACUUAAUUUGUUUCUUUAAGUAUGUUUCAGUUUCACAAAAAUGUGAUAUGAAAUUAUUUGCAGUAGUUUUUCCGAUUAAACCUAUUGACUAUAAAAUGCUGCCAGGAAAUUAAGCUCAUUUUGAUUGGAAUACUCAAAUCUGGCAAUCAGUUUGAGUUGAAUUCUGAAUUUUUUUUUAAAGUAAAUUUUUCCAUUAGACAAUAGUGUAGAGGCUGAAAGGCUUAUAAAUACAGUAUAAUGCUUUAAAUAUUGUGUAGAUAUAUUUUCUCCUUUUUAAAAAAACCAAAUUUUUAUUGUAUACUGUUUAGUUUGGUAGCAUUAGUUUUAGUACAUGAGGCUAUAGAUUGCACAAAUUAAAUAUUAUGUUUGUUAAUAAGUUUUUCAAUUUAUUGUAUUAAGCAUUCUUUAUAAUGGAAAUGCUGCAUGUUUACAGACAAAACACAGAGUAAAUGGUUAUAUUAAAAUGUGUUGAAUAUAUUUUCACUUGUAAUAGUAUUUCUUUCUCAUGUAAAAAUCUUAUAGCCUGUAAGUGUAUGUCUGUGAAAAUCAUAACAUUUUGCAUCGUUAGGGAAAGAUUAAGAAGUGUAACUUCAUUUGUCAGUUGAUUGAAUGGGAUCAUUAUCAUGUUUUCAGUGAAGAAAGUUGAGGCUUAUGCACUCAUUGAAUUGUUACUUAUUGUUACGGUUGUUACUUAUUAUCUUUGGUUGUGCUCCCUGGAUAUCCCUCCUUCAUAAAAUGUAUACUAUGCAUUCACAUGUUAAUAAUUUGCCUUGACACACAGAAAUAAAAUUAACUAUUUUUGAAAUUUUUUUUUUACAGAAAAUUGUAUGAAAACAUAAUCAUAUAUUUUUUUUUGUGUGUCUGUCCAAUCCAAUUUUCCAAAUUUUAUGCUAAAAUUAUCAGUUCUUUUUCAAAAAGAAAUGAUUUUUAUUAGAAUAAUUAUACUGAAUUAUAACUUUUUAUGAUCAUAAAGACUAUUAUGAAAUAUAAGAAAUACGUGUUUAUGGAAAUAAAGUUUUAUUCAGGAAAUUCAACCAUGACCAAAUUUUUUUUCUUUUGUACGUAAUACGAGAACUUAUUUAAAUUUGUUAUAAAAUUCUUUGCCGUGAUGUUAUAAGUUCUAUAUUUUGUCAGCAUAUUGACAUUCCAUGUUUUUAAUAUACUCAUUUAUUUUUGGUAUUUUCCCCACAAGUAUACAUUUGUUACAUUCCUUUCUUGGAAAAAAAUCAGAUCAUUGCAGUUUAAUGUUUCCCUUUUUUUUUUCUAGGAAGGUAUAAAAUUGCCUUUAUUUUUAUUAUUUUUUUGUUAAUAAUUUCAAAUUUUGUUUGUAUUAAAAAAAACCAGUGAAUUUGUUACUGUCAAAGCUUUUGAUACGUGUAUAGCUGCAGAAUUUCAAGAUGCAAGUUAAGUGUUAUAUUUCAUUUUGUAUUUCUACAAUGUGUAAUUUUUUAGAACAUACUUUUGAAGAGUUUUAUUUCCUCAAAGUACUUAGUAUUUUAGAAAUAAUGUACUUGUUGUUCAUUUUCUUUUUAACCUGUUUAUCUCGUACAUUUGGAGUUGAAAUUAACAUUUUUAAAUAUCAAGGUUAGUUUUGCAUUUAGAUAAUUACACUAAAUUCUGAUAUCAAAUGCAAAUAGUAUGAUUUCUGGUAAGUCAUAAUUGACUGCAAUCUGCAUUUCAUAUGUUUUCAUCUUUUUUUUCCUGGAAUUAUAUCUUUUAAUUUUUAUCAGUAUUUUGAUGCCGAUCUUUUGUUAAGUUUCUUGAGAUUUAUUUUGCCUGGUAAAAGUAUUAUGUGUACUAUAUUUUACUGUUUGUGAAAAGUGGCAUAAAAUUUUACUUGUAUUUAUUUUUAUGAAAUUUUUUUAAAGCUUGCCACUAAAGUAUUUUGUUUUUGUUUUUAUUUUUCCCUCCUCUAAGAAUUUUUAUAUUAGUUAUAAUUGUAAAAUACUUGUAAAGAUUUUAAAGCUUUUAUGGCCUUUUUCUUAUUUCUUAAAUUAGAUCAACUAUGGUCCAUGUAUAUUAAAUAGGUGCGAACAAAUUUUAUCUGUAAAUAAUAAGAAAAAAUAACUUUAUAUUGUUGAUAGUGAAUUUGGUUUAAAGUGAAAAAUUUUGCUUUACCAGUUUUUAAAAUAACCAGCUGAACAAAUUUUUUUUAUUUGUUUGGGGAUUUUUUAUUGUAUCUGCUACUCAUAAUUCUUGUUUCCCAUAUUUUUGUUGCUUUUUUGUUGUAUCUUAUUUACUAUCAUAAAAUUUGUAUCUGUUGCUGCUCUUUCAAAUAUUAUUUACUUCCUAUAGAACUGAAAAAAAAAAACCCUGAUGUUUUCUUGAGUAAAAUAUGCAUAUUGCAACGUAACAUCUUUUAACAUAAUAAAUUUAUAAAUAUUUACUAUAAAAAAUAUUUUGUCAGUUAUCUCCAUCUCAAACUCAAUGAGGAACCAUGUUAAAAUCCUUUCAGUGAUCAAAUCUUCAUUUAAAGGAAUUCAGUGCAUACUAUGGAAUGUUGAACAUUAGAUAUUCAUCUAAAAAUUUCUGUUAACUAUAUAUGUUAUGUAUUAGGUUAAUAUUAUAUUAACCAUUUUUAAUGGGCAUUAAAGAUUAGCAAUAUUUAAGAGGCAUUACUGAAUGGAAGAUAGAGAAUUAAAUUUAUUCUGCUUUGAAAGAAUGUUUUGUAAAUAUUUGUUAUUGCAAUUGAAAGCAUUAUAUUUAUUUUGAUAAAACACUUCAGUUUAACUAUUGAAAGUAGAGGUGCUGAAAUUUCUGUCUUGGACAUCUUUCUUGCUAUGACCAUUCUUUUGGUGUAUGCAAACUACAGAGUAAAGAAAAUUUGUUUAUUCGACUCUAUUGAUAAAUAUUUUUAAGUAGGCAGUAUGAAGUAUUGAAUACUGUAUGAAACAUUUAAAUUAUUGGUAUGUUGCUUAUCAUAAUAACUCAUAAGUUUUAAAAUUUAAGUUUGGAAAUAAAUUGUUUUGUAAUUAUGAGCUGAAAAAAUAACAUAAUAAGUUGGUAAAAUUUGUCCUUGCUCUCUAUGCUACCUGCAAAACCAACAGUUAACUUUAUUAUGCUCUCUAUUCACUCGAAGGAAUGUUAACCGACUCAACAGAAUAUUUAAAAGGCAAAACUGAUGGUGGGUAUUCUUUUUGCUGUCUGUUUUUCAAAACAUGAUGCAAUUGUGUUCUGCAUCUAUCUAUAUCAGGGGUUCCUGAAUUUAUGUUGUAUAUUGAUAUUUGAGUCGUUAGAAGAUCUUGAAUGUAACUUUUCAAUUUUCUAAAAUUAUAUUUUUGCUUGAAUUCUUCAUCAGGCCAUGUACUAAAAAUAUUUAUUGUAACACUUUGUAGAUUUUAAUAAACAAAGUGUUUAAAUAAUUUAACAAUUUUUCUUCAUGUUGCAUUUUUGAUUUGUAAAAUUUGUUUCGGAAUAAAGGGGUGUUGUUCAUUUUUGAAAAAAAAAAAAAAAAAAAAAAAAAAAAAUUGAUGGUAGUAUUUCAUUAUAGUCAUUUCGCAAAAAUGGGUUGUAAUGAUCAAAAGUUAAGGAACCUCUGAUCUAUAGUAUCCUCACAAGAAACCAGCAUGUUAUACAAUUGGCUGCCAGCAAUUAUUUCCUUUUAUUUUUAUUUUGUUACUAGAGAUUUUAUAAAAUGUGCCAAAUGGCUAUGUACUCUUGAUUCAGUCUAACUGCUAUUUUUUAUAGUGAUAGCCUGAGCUUUCAGAAGAACAUGGCUCAAAAACUUGGCUUUUUCAUGACUUUUUGCAUUUAUAUUUUUUUGAACUCAAAAUGCAUUUUCUCUUUAAUUAUGCCAUUUCAUGUGGCAUCUUAUUUUCGGGUAUGGUUAUUUUUAAUAGUGCUUUGUUUAAAAUUGGUUUUUAUGCUAUAAAAUUAUGUUGUAUGUGGUUUUAUUUAAACUAAAUAUCUAUUAUUGUGGUAUUUAUUAUAUUUUUGGACCAAAUAUGGAAUAAUGAUUUGUAGUAUGCUUUGAACUUUAGAUUUAGAUGGUAACAUUACAAUACUUUUGGUAGUUUUUAGUAUAAUUUUUCAUCUUGUAUGAGGAUUAUCAAAUCUUCGUUUAGAAAAUUUAAAAUAUAAUCUUCCUCCAUUUUUAGUAUAACUAUUAGUAAGAAAUGCCAGCUACUUUUAAUUUUCUUUAGUUACGAUAAUUAUCACUCAUGUUGCAUAGUUUGCAUCUCAGUGUCUUGUACAUAUCUGAUCCAUUGGUGAUUUAGAUAGGAGUUCACAUGUAGUAAAUAAGUUUAAAUUGUUGGAUCUCUUUAACUAUCAAAGGUUUUGACCAUAUGGUGAGUUGUUGCAAUAUUUAUAUAUGGUUUAAAAAAUGUUUUUGUUUUUUUGUCGACGUUUAUUUUGAUUUUAAGUGGUUCAGAAUUUGACUUUGCAACUGAGUUCUGUUUGCGGUUCACAUUUUGUUGUAAUCAUGUGUUUUUGCAGAAAUCAAUCUGAUUUGGUGUGCAAGCUAGAGUUGUAAUAUAAUUUGCUUAUUUAAACAUGAUAUUUGAUAGAAAUUUAUAUUAUUUUUGAGGAAAAAAAUUCCUGCAUUAAUUUUUAAUAGUAAUAUAAGAUAUUAACAUAAUUUAAAAUUCAUAUAAUUUUAAGUCUUAAAAUUGCUUUAAAAAUUAAAAUUACUUUAUAAAAUUCUAACAUUUUUGUAAAUUUUGAAAAAUUUGAUUUUGAUAAGCAUUGUUUAUAAAUACCUCCUCCCCUUCCCCUUUAAAAAUAUUUGAGAUAAUUUUAACUCUACUGAUUGCAACCUUUUGCUAAAGAUUGUGACUUAAUGGUGCUAAAUAUGUGCUGAGUUCCAGUGCUGAACACAAUGAAUUGUUUCUGUGAUAGUUUUGCAAUCCGAUGGAUAUUUGAGAAUUUGACACUGCUGCUCUUGCAUUAACACAUGAUUACAUAAUUUUUUUGCAAAUUAUUAUGCCAAUUUAACAUUGUUUGAUUUUAAGAAAAAUAGUUUUAAUCAUGUUUCCCAUGUCAGCUUUUUUAAUUUUUUUAAAAUGCAUAAAUCAUUCAUUUGCAUGAAUGUUUUGUACUUGAAUACCAAAUGUAUUACUACAUUGAGAUUAUUUUGAUUUAUAAAAUCUUUAUUGCAUGCACAACUUUAUUUUCUCUCCCUCAGCCAAAUACCUUUUUGUAAGUGACACCAACAUAUAAAAAUUGUUUUUGAAUGAUUUAAAUCUGUAAAUAUCUCUAUGAAGAAAAAAAAAUGCUUAUAAUGCUGAAACUGAUUAGUAAUAAAGUUAAUGUGUUGAAUGUGGA
Molecule: messenger RNA, 6544 nt
Organism: Argiope bruennichi
Lineage: Eukaryota; Metazoa; Arthropoda; Arachnida; Araneae; Araneidae
Exons: 3
Coding region: 126-551 (141 amino acids)
Biological process (GO): sleep; regulation of synaptic transmission, cholinergic; positive regulation of voltage-gated potassium channel activity
Source: RefSeq, a predicted model, not a curated record